Molecule: messenger RNA, 1353 nt
Organism: Effrenium voratum
Lineage: Eukaryota; Dinophyceae; Suessiales; Symbiodiniaceae
Source: the annotation of a GenBank genome assembly
AUGGCGACGCCUUCGGCUUCGCCGGCGGCCUACUCCUUCAGCUCAGCGCCCAAGGCAGUGACCGCCCGGAAGUACCGCGAGCCCGGGGAGGUGUCCGCCGGGCUCUACCGCUCCGUGAAGGAGACAUGCAUCACUUGGGAUAAGCGUGUGCACCGCGGCAACACCUACAGCAUGUACACCCAGAAUGCCAUCAAGGAGGCGAUCGAGUCAGCCCAGCAGACGAUCAAGCCGCCGAGGAAGCGACCCAAGCCCAAGGAGAAGUCCAUCUUCGACAUGCCGCUGCCAGAGCACGAGCGUGUGGCGGUGGAUCUCACCAAACACCUCGUGGCCCAGGAAGCGCCGCUGAAGGUGGAAGAGGUCGAGUUGCAGACGGACGAGUUCUUGGAUGAGCCUCCGCCGGCCCCGUACCAACCGCAGAGGACGGGCAUCGACGCGUCGACUCAAGUGGAGGACGGGGAGCUCUUCGACUUCGACCGCGAGGUGGAGCCCAUCCUGGACGUCCUGGUGAUGAAGACGCUGGAGCAGUCCAUCAUGGAAGUGGAAGAGGAGCACGAGCUCAGCACAAUGCAUAACUUCAAGGACGAGUGGUAUGAGAGGCAGAGGAAGAUGAUGGCAGCAUGGCACGAGCAGGUGGAAGAGGAAUGGGUCCGCUGGCGCGAGAAGGAGGCGGCCCUCGCGCAGCAGCGCGCGCAGAAGCAGCGCGAGGCCGAGGUCCUGCUGAAGAUCCAGGCCGUGCAUGCAGCGAAAGCGCACUUGGCGAGCAUCGUGCCGAACGCGGCGGAAGAUUUGAGAGAGCUGGCCUUCCCAGAUGACCGCGGCCUGUCAAUCCAGAGGCACUUCCUGCCGAGUUUGUUCCAGAAGGUCCAGCAGGAGGUGGCGUCGCUGAGCCGCGCCCGGCAGCAGAUCGACAUCAUCGCCGCGGAGGGGCUUUCGAGGCAACAGCAGGCCUGGCAAGAGGGCCUGGAGGCGCAGCGCGCGAAGAGCGCGGAGGUGCAGAAGCUGCGGCUCGAGGAGAUGCAGAUUCGCCGGGGCAAGAUCCGAAUCCUCAUCGACGAUGGCACUGGUAACCCGGUGCCGGUUGGACCGAUCCAGCUGUCAUCAGCCGACGCCAUCGAGCAGCUGCAAGACCGCGUGUUCACUUGGCUCAAGGAGAACGAGCCACGGAUUGCGGAGGGCUGGCCGCAUGGCGUGGUGCUUCGCCUGGGGGGCGAGCCAGUGCAGCGGACCAGCCAGCUCUUUGAAGCAAAGCCGGGGCAAAUCUCCAUGGGGCCUCAGGACCCCCCGCCGCCAGAAGAACCGGAGGAACCUGAGGAGGUGGAAGAGGAGGCUGGGGCGCAGGAAGCGGUCCAAUGA